This is a messenger RNA of Prorocentrum cordatum, 4453 nucleotides long. The record is from the annotation of a GenBank genome assembly. Lineage: Eukaryota; Dinophyceae; Prorocentrales; Prorocentraceae.
GUCGCGGCCAAGAAGUGCAGGCGGUGCGGCAUGAACAAGAGCUGGGCGGCGAACCAUGGCUCCGGCCUCACCGCCGGUGGCGGCCAUGGAGCUGGCGAUCCUCCGCCUUGCCCGUGGCACGCAGCUCCGCCGACAGCCGUGCCUGCGAUGGGGACCCAGGACAAAGCGUCUACACGUGCCAAGCAUGUUGCGAACGUCCGUCACAUCGAGGCUGCCAUAGCAGCGUUGCCCGACGGCGACCCUGCAUUCGCGUCUUCGCGGGCUACCCUGCAGGCCCAGCUGACCGCCGAGAAGAAGGCCAUCACCUCGACGAACUCCCUGGCCGCGCAGAUCGAGGGCUGCCAGCAGGCCAUCCUCCGGUCCCAGGCGCGGGCGACCAAGCUCCAGACCACCAUCGACGAGUCGGUCAAGGAGCUGAAGAACGAGAGCGAGCACGCAGCCUCCCUCAAGGAGGAGCUCGCGUCCCUCGAGGCCCAACUUGCAGCGGGAGCUGCAGCCACACCUGCCGACUCCAUCCAGUCGGCCACGACCGCCUUGACGGGGAUGCUCAGCGACAUGAUGGCGUCCCCGGCCGUCCCUCCAGAGCACGUCCAGCAGGUCCAGAACCAGGUCAAGGUGCUGCUCGAGGGGGUCCAGCAGAUUGCUGCAGCUGCCCGCAGCAUGAGUGCCUCAGCGGCGGUGACCGCUCCGCCCGAAGAGGACGCGGCCAUGGGGACAUCGCUUACACCAGCGAUACGGCCAUGGUCAGAUGCCGAGCCCGGGACAGCGAGUGGGGCUGCGCCGAUGCUUGCCAAUGGCCGCAGACCGCUCCGUGCCAAGACGAUUCCCGCCGAUGCCCCGCAGUACGGCCUCCCGGACGUAUCUGGCGUGCCAGUGAAGAGUGGCAUCCACUACUCCAUGCUCAUCGCUGCUGCCGAUGCGGGCCAAUUCGGCGUGCAGAUUUGGAUAAAGCAUGGCCUGAAGCACACAGCCAUUUUCUCUCAUGAGGUUUCACUUCGAUUGGUCAUUCAAGUUGUGGCCCUUGCCAACGGUGCGACGGUGUCCGUACUGAGCGCGCAUGCCCCCAUCGAGGCGGCGCCAGACUCGACCAAGUGCGUCUUCUGGGACGCCAUGGCUCAUUGGACAUCGUGGCUGAAGUCAAGAUGGCCCUCCACGUAUCUCAUCAUCGGCAUUGACGCUAACGCACGCGUCGGGUCGGUGCCCGCGGACAGCAUCGGCCAGUGCACGCCGUCCACUGAGAACCACAACGGUUCCCUGCUCAGGCAUUUCCUGGGCGAGGCGAGCCUGGGCAUACGGGCUCUUAACACAUUCGCUGGAGGUGGCUACACAUGGCGAUCCGCGCAUCAGACCACAGCCCGCAUAGACUACAUCCUGUCGGAUGCGGACGUGCCCUGGGAGGCUGCCCCCCCGCGCGUGCUCGACGACGUUGAGCUGGCCACCAGCGCUUGCGAGGACCACAGGGCAGUCCUCGCCACCGUCAUCGUGGCAGGAACGGACACCAGUGUCCAGCCCAAGCCUGCCAUGAAGAUCAGUGUCAACAAGGCUAACCUCACGGACCCACGGUGCGUCCAAGCCUUCCAGGAUUCCUUCUGGCGCGCGGUCCCAGAGGUCACCGGCGCCCUGAAUGCCGACGCCAAGCUCGAGCGAGUCAUCGAGGUGGUAAAGAACGCUGCCACGAACGCCUUCGGUCCUGCUCCUAAGGUUCCGCGCCAACCGUGGAUCACGCAGCGUACGUGGGCGUUGCUACGGCCGUUGCCCAUGCUGCGACGCGCCACGUUCGACCUGAAGCGCCUCGUGAACAAGCAGCUGGUGCGCUACGCCUGGUUGGGGUGGAGGGCAGAAGCCCUUCAUGGCGGGCCUGCCUGCGCGGGCAUCGCCAAGGGGCAGGCCCGUGGCGGACCGGCCGCAGGGAGCCGCCCACCGAGAGCAACGCACUCUCGCGGUGACCAACCAGACUGCGCUGGUUGGCGAGCCCUGGCAGAGGCAGCCGCCGUGCGGCGCAUUGCUGUCAAGCUCAACAUGGCCGUCCAGCAGUGCUGGCAAGGACUCGACAAGGCCCAUCGAGCCAUACGGGGAAUGGUCAUCGACGACAAGCGGCACUUCAUGCACGACAUGGCGUGGAAGGCGGCGCGCGCGAAUGAGCGCAGCGACAGCAAGGAGUCGCACCGCGUCGUGCGCCUCCUGGGCUGCUUCAAGCCUCGCGCCAUCGAGGCGAUUGCGAACAAGGACGGCUCGCUAGCGAAGACCCCGGCGGAGCGAGCGGACCGGUGGAUCGAGCACUUCACCGAGCUCUUCGUCGGCUACACCCUCCCGUCGUGGAGGGACACGAAGACUGAGCACCCGGGGCCUCGCUCGACAGGGGCCUUCAACCCGACCCUCGCGCAGGUCGACGCGAAGAUACAAGCGCUUGGUGGUGACAAGGCCCAGGGGCCUGAUGGAUUGCCCCCUGGUGUGAUCAAGGCGGGAGGCUGCCCCAUGGCCGUCUUCGCCCAUUCGAUCGUCAAUGACAUGGUGGUCACACGGUCCUGGCCAGCCCGCUGGAAGGGGGGCCUCAUGGCCACGCCGUGGAAACGGAAAGGCUCCCCCAAAGAGUGCAAUGACCACCGCGGCCUCCUGGUCGCCGACAGCAUGGCCAAAAUCCCAGCAGGGCUUCUGAAGGACGAGAUCAUUCCGAUCGCCAACGGGAAGCUGCCUGAGACGCAGUACGGGGGCAAGCCGGGCGGAGGCACAGACUUUCCAUCCCACACCCUGCGGCUGCUUACAGAGUUCGCGGCAUUCGACCGGGUUAUCCGGGAGAUCGUCUACGGUUGGCCGCCAUGCCCGGGCCCCCAAUGGGCUCGCGAUGCGGCUCGUGCAGGCUACCUCCGCCAGUGCGGCCUGACGGUCAGAGCUGCCGUCAAGGUGGUGUCCCACAUUGAUAAGCGGGGGUCGGUGCUCGAGCGCUGGAACAUUGACCCGACGGUCAUAGCGCUCACGCAGAAUCUCCAUGAUCGCGCCUGGUUCGCAGUUGAAGGGGCUGAUCGAGUGGUCGUCACAACCACGGGCGGCCGCCAAGGCUGCAAACUGGGUGGGCUCAUCUUCUGCUGCGUGCACGAGGAGGCCCUUGCAGCAGUGCGCAGUGCCCUCAAGAAAGCCGGCAUUGCCCUUGUGCUGAACACUGCCAAGGGCAUCCCCUUCUGGACCUCGGCUGAGAACGGCGACGCCGUGAACCUCACUGUUGAAGUCACAUACGUCGAUGAUGAGGCGAUCGCCAUAGUCACCCGUUCCUCCACCCAGCUCCGCGAGGCCAUCGGCACGGUGACCAACCUUUACGCCAAGGUAUUCGCCGAGUUCGGCCUGCGCAUCAACUGGAAGAAGGGCAAGAGCGAAGCUAUCGUCCGCUGCCGCGGCCCGGGUGCCACGAAAGUCGUUGCUGAGCUGAGGUCUGAGGGCGGCCUCCGCAUCCCGCUCGGCGACGGAAAUACCGCCAUGCACGUAGUGGAUGGGCACCAGCACCUCGGCGGCGUGAUCUCCGCCAGCGGGGGCAUGGUGCCAGAGGCCCGGCAGCGAGCCUCCUCGGCUAUGUCCGCCUACUCCCCGAUCGCGUCCAAGGUAUUCUCCUCGGAUGUCAUCGGUGCCACCAUGAAGCUCCACCUGCUCCACAGCCUGGUCCUGUCGAGACUGCUGUGCAACGUCGCCAUAUGGACAAUGUCCCCCGCGGCUCUCAAGCUGAUCGACGGUCCCUACAUGCGUGCCCUGAGACGCAUUGCUGGCGAUAUGAAGGCUGGGCAUGCGCCUGCCUUCUCGGACCUCGCAGUCCGCCAGAGGCUACAUGCACCGUCCAUCGACUGCCUCGUUCUGCAAAAGCGCCUCCGCUACUACCACCGACUGGUGGCCCACCAGCCCUUCACGGUGUGGGCCCUUAUGCAGGCGCGUCCGCGAGGGCGGCCCCUGCCGCAUGUUGCGCAGGUGAUCGUGGACCUCAACCUACUCCGGCGGCUGGCGCCUGAGUUGGACGCCAUGCCUGGCUGCACCGAGGCCCCCAGCAUGUGGAUGUCUCGCAUGAGAGAAAACGACUGGACCUCGAUUGUACAGCGAGUCUUCUUCUGUGAGUCGUCGCUGGACAAGGUGGCCGUGCAAGGCUGCCGCGCCCCGCCGGGUGUGCAGUUCCGGCGUGAUAGGUGCGACGCCAGCUUCCCGACCAACAAGGCGCUAUUACAGCCUAAGCGGAUCGCUCAUAAGCAGGCUGCUCCUAUCAAGGCGUUCAUUGACGAUUCGGGCGCAUGCCCCGCGUGUAAAGCAGAUUUUUUGGAGCGGCACCGCAUCAUGUCGACUUUGCCAGUGCAGAGCCCAGAAUUGGUGGCAGCGUGGGAGGCCCGCGACAACGAGCGAGUCAGGCUAGCCAGACGAGCUGGCUUGACCCACAUCCUGGCGGCAGGCCAAGCGGUCACAGCCGCAGGCCGCCGCAUAGGAC